Messenger RNA from Salarias fasciatus (jewelled blenny), 2726 nucleotides. Its product is annotated as HMG box-containing protein 4-like. The transcript has 13 exons. Bases 114 to 1913 code for a protein of 599 amino acids. NCBI's taxonomy places the organism in Eukaryota, Metazoa, Chordata, Actinopteri, Blenniiformes, Blenniidae. The record is from RefSeq and is a predicted model, not a curated record.
GUCUGUCUCUCUCCAAACACAGAUGGCUGCUGGACCCGCGUAAACUGGAGAUCACGAAGAGGUCUCUUUCCAGACUUUACCCUGAAAAUAAUUGUGUUGUCAAAGGACAAAGCAUGGCUUUUGAGGGGAUCAAGAGUAAAGGAGGAAUAGACUCGGGGAUGGAUGGGGACAGAGGCCUGGUGGCCGGUCGGAGCCAAAGAGAGAAGAGGAGGUCCUAUAAGGACCUGUUGAGGGAGGAAGAGGAGAUCGCUGCACAGGUGCGAAAGUCCUCCAAAAAACGACCAAAGGAUCAGGAGCUUUUCAUGCUGGGAGGAGACUCGCAUAAAAAGAAGAAGAAGCACAGCGAUGAUUACUAUUACAGAGAUCAUGACAGCUUGGGCCCGCCUCCUCAUAAGAAGAAGCACAAGUCUGCAGACCGCUCUCCGACAGUGUCCUCUCCGGCGGCGGCCCACCCCACAGACACGGCCAUGGGCCUCCUGCAGGCCAUCACCUCCCCUCUUGCCACCGGUUCAGACCCAAACCCUCAUCUGCACAAGAAGCCUUCCUACCCCUCCUUCUCGUCACACUCCUCCAAGGACCGCAAACGGGAGAGUGGCAGCGGUGGCAGCGGGUGCAAAGGUGGCCACUCCUUCUCUCAUUCACGCCCCGCCUCCUCCUCCUCCUCCUCCUCCUCCUCCAAGAAGCACUCAUCCUCCAAAUCGUCCCUGUUCCAUGGUGGAGCUCCCAAAGAGGAGCCUCUGACUCUCCGUGAGGCCGACGGGCUGAAGAUGAAGCUCAUCAUGUCUCCAGAGAACGAGGAACCCAAGAGCUUCCCGUUCAUGCCGCACUCGUCCAAAGGAAGCGUGAAGAAAGAGAAGAGCAGGGAGCGCUCACAACCUUCAAAGUCUCCAAAGAAGAAGCUGCUGCAGAGUCGUGAGCCACUACCUGUGGUGGGCAAGGAGGUGGAAGUGGAAGGUCACUAUGGAGGAGGCAUGGCAGAAGAGAGUUCCUCCUCUGGAGGAGAGCUGGAGGCAGGCGAACUGGUGAUUGAUGACUCCUAUACACACUUGUCCAAAAAGAAAAAGAAAAGCAAGAAAAGUAAGAAGAAAAAGGACAAAGAAAAAGACAGAGACAAGGAGAAGAGUGGGAAGGACAAGAAGCACAACAAAGCGUUCGGAGACUCAUCACGGAGCCACAGUCACUCCCACCCCACCGUUACCCACAGUGCCGUUGGGCCCAUGUACGCCAUGGGCACGCCCAUCCCCCCACACCACCAGCAAGGCAGCGACACUGUUCCAGAGAAGAAGAAGAAGAAAGAGGAGAAGGACCGGGACAAGCACGACAAGGACAAGGAUAAGCCCAAGAAGAAAAACACCACAGCCUAUCAGGUGUUCUGCAAGGAGUACAGAGUCAACAUCAAUGCAGAACAGCCAGGACUGGUGUUUGGGGAGCUCAGUAAAAAGCUGGCAGAGGUGUGGAAGGCCAUGCCAGAGAAAGACAAGCUGGUGUGGAGACAGAAAGCUCAGUACCUGCAGCACAAACAGAACAAGGCAGAAGCCACCACCGUCAAACACAAGAGCAGCAGUGAAAGUAAAAGCAAAGUCAUAACAGCCGGGACAGGAAUAGUGUCACCGACCCGAGCACCUGCAUCCGUGUCCCUGUCCCCAGCCCGAGUGCCAGAUGUUGAUCCCAUUGAUGCGGCUGCUCACCUUCAGCUGCUCGGAGAGUCGCUGUCCCUGAUUGGUCACCGUCUCCAGGAGACCGAGGGGAUGGUGGCUGUGUCGGGCAGUCUGUCUGUCCUCCUGGACUCCAUCCUCUGUGCGUUGGGACCGCUGACGUGUCUCACGGCUCAGAUCCCUCAGUUGAACGGAUGUCCUCGAACUGUCCUGUCAAACACAUUGGACAACAUAGCCUACAUCAUGCCUGGACUGUGAAUCCUGGACCGGGCCAGGAGCCAGGACCCAGGAGCCAGGAGCUGUCCUCCUGGAGCACCACAUGUCAAAACAGCUGUUUUUUUAGGGUCAAUAUGUUUUUUAACGUUUAAAUGAUGUCACCUUUUAGCAGACCUGCUUUUACUGUUACUCGACAAGUCUCUUGCAUGAAUGAGUGAGUGUUUGAAUGAAAAAAUGUGUUUAGCGCUGACAGGACUUUGUACAGCACCAACCUGCUCAGCUUCUUCAUCAACAUACGUACGUAGUACUUGUUUUAUACUUUGAUAUGUUACUGCCAACAGUGUGUAGUGUGAAGGAAAAAAUCAAACAAGAUGAGAGCAAUAAAAGUGAGCUUUCUAAAAAUCAACUGAACUCAUCCCCCUGCCUGCAGCUGAGCAGCUGAUCAUUACAGUAGGUUCAACAUGUACAUGUUCGCUAUAUUCCAGAUGUGCAACAGAUUCAGCAUGUGCAAAAGACUCCAGGUUUGCAGCGGAUUCAUCAUGUUCACCAGAUUUAACAUGCACUACAUUCCAGAUGUGCAGCAAAUCCAACAUGUGCACCAGAUUCCAGAUGUGGAAGAUUCAAUAUGUGUGGCAGCCAUUCCUCUCAACAAGUAUGUUUACAAAGAAGAAAUUAACAAAGGGAGGAGAAAUUUACAAAAAAGAAAAAAAAAAAAUUUGGUAAAUGGUAAAUGGUCUACACUUACAUAGUGCUUUCACACUGCAUUGACAAAGCCCAAAGCGCUUUAAGGUGCGUUCCCACCGGACGCGUUGCAAGCGUCACGGCGUCGCUUUUACAUUAGGUGCGUUCGACAUG